AUAUGAUGGGUAGAUCAAGCAGUUUGGCGGCUACACCACACGGGAAACAGCUGUCAGCGAGCUAACUCUGCUGGGGAACAGGGGACGCAUGUUGAGUAUAUCAACGGAAAGAGACUUUUUGGGGCUUGACGGAGAAAGGCAGCCUUGGUGGGGACCCAUCACCUAGUGAUUGGUGCAACCGCAACUUGCUUGAGACACGGCCAGCGCACAUGUCAAAUCAUUGCAACGGACAAUUGACGUAUGGGCGCGGGGGGUCUUCCAGCAACAGGGCGAAACCGGAAAAGAAAAGAAAUCGCAUAGCCUUGGUUAUUGGGGGCAAAGCGAGGCGGACGCAGGAGGUUCACGAUAAUAAAAGAAUGGCCGGAAGGGACUCACUUGUUGAAAUCGCACUGACGUCCGCCGGCUCUGGAACCCCCUAGCUACCGAGAUGCCGUCCGAGAAGGAAGUGCGAAGAGUGGAGUGGGGCAGGAAUUUAUUAGGCGAGCAGGGACGUCGAAAUGAAACCCGCAGCCUUGUCGAGGAAGGUGGGUCCGAUAUGCGACUGCGACGAUGGGAGGACGAUGAUACUGUCGAUGAGGAGGAGGAGGAGGAGGAGGAGGAGGGAGAAGAUGAUGAUGGAAGUGGCAGACGUUGUUGUUUUAAAGCAAGACCGCUGUGCCUGGACGGUCGCGUGUAUUUGCCAGGUUCCCGUUGGCCGACCUGUUUGGUGCGAGGGAGUGCUUGGAGGAGAGUGGUAGUUGAUGCGGGGUUGCCAGGCACGAGACGAGGCUUGCGUUGCAAAGACACCCCAAAUGCACGGAUGGACAUCUAUCUUCUCUCUCGACUCUCCUCAGAAGUAGAGCAGAGCAGGAAAACGCUCUUCUUUAUGAGGGGAAACCCAAUCGGAGGUUGGGGACUUAUGUCGGCGGGUUUUUGUUAUGAAUGACAUUUUGGAUUUUUUAUCGAUGACUUGCUCGGUGAGCUUCCCUGUCCCCGAAGAAGCCUCCAUCGGUAUUGGGCGCGUUGUACAGAAAGUAUAAUGUAUGUGUGCUGCUGGAUUUGUUUGCGGUUUCACUCAGGCUGUUCAGCAGAAUGGCAUGCUUCUACUGAACCUACGUCGGAGUGAGGUGAUCCUACCAUCGCUACACUCAUCAUCAUCUCUGAAAACUGA
Molecule: messenger RNA, 1150 nt
Organism: Mollisia scopiformis
Lineage: Eukaryota; Fungi; Ascomycota; Leotiomycetes; Helotiales; Mollisiaceae
Exons: 1
Coding region: 428-925 (165 amino acids)
Source: RefSeq, a predicted model, not a curated record